Hansenula anomala is the source of this 195-nucleotide messenger RNA. RefSeq names its product mRNA-binding translational activator GIS2 (gene GIS2). Gene Ontology annotation, biological process: positive regulation of cytoplasmic translation. The transcript has a single exon. The annotation marks the transcript as partial. Gene Ontology annotation, cellular component: cytoplasm. NCBI's taxonomy places the organism in Eukaryota, Fungi, Ascomycota, Saccharomycetes, Phaffomycetales, Wickerhamomycetaceae. The record is from RefSeq and is a predicted model, not a curated record. Gene Ontology annotation, molecular function: mRNA binding; single-stranded RNA binding; translation regulator activity.
AAAAGAACAUGUUAUAAAUGUGGGAACUUGGGCCACCAUGCUGAAGAUUGUUCAUCAGGUGAAAGACUGUGUUAUAAUUGUAAAAAGCCAGGCCAUGAAUCAUCUAAAUGUCCAAAUGAUAGAAGUUCAGAAUCCAAACAAUGUUAUUUUUGCAAAGAGAUUGGCCAUAUUCAAUCUGAUUGUCCAAAGUACAGA